UGUCAAAGAUGGCUGCGCUCAGGGGCAGAGUGGUCACAGGAUGUCUUACAACAUGUUUCUUUCGUCAAACAAGCACAGCGAGCAUUUCCACUGUUCCUAUUGUAAUUACACGUAACAAGUGGUAUAUACCAAGAUCUCAUCUUCACACUCUCAGAGGAAGUAGAGGUCCAUUGGUUACGGCCUUUGUUGGGUGUCACAACCAUGGACAGUUCCUGCUAGGCAGUGCUGUGGCAGUCAGACACAACAGCUCGCAGGCUGCCGAAACAGUUCAAACUGUGUCCACUCCCAGUGAACUGGUAGGAGCUACUGCAUCAGUCCCAGUCUCCAUUCCAACUCCUAGUGCUGACCCUGCUCUAGCAGUCACACCACCAAUUACAGAGCAGGUUGCUGAUGCUCCUCUUUCAGCAUUAGAUGUCCUGCAGGGGGUUGGUGCUGAUCCCAGCCUAGCAGAGCUUGGCCUGGGCAGCAGCACACCUGUGGGCUUGAUCCAGAAUCUGCUUGAGUUUAUGCACGUUGGCAUUGGACUACCGUGGUGGGGUGCUAUUGUUGCAGGUACCAUUAUUGCUCGGUGUGCUGUGUUCCCGGUCAUUGUGAAGGGACAGAGGGAAGCGGCCAAGCUGAACAACGUCUUGCCAGAAAUGACCAAACUCACCAACCGCAUGAAUGAGGCCAAGCAGAGCGGGAACAAGUUUGAUUUUUCAAAGGCGUACACCGACUUGAUGAUGUUCCAGAAGAAACAUGAUGUAAACCCUUUGCGUGGGUUCCUAGUGCCCUUGGUUCAGGCUCCAAUCUUUAUCUCUUUCUUCAUUGCCCUGCGUAAAAUGGCGUAUCUGCCUGUGCCCAGUUUGCAGACUGGUGGCCUCUGGUGGUUCACAGAUCUUACAGCAUCUGAUCCAUUUUACAUUCUCCCUAUUGCUGUGACUGGUACUAUGUUUGCCAUCCUAGAGUUGGGAGCUGAGUCUGGUGUCGACAACCCUAACCUGAGGGCCAUGAAGACUGUCUUCAGAAUCAUGCCCUUGGUCAUCCUCCCUAUGACGAUUAACUUCCCCACAGCUGUGUUUACCUACUGGAUGACCUCUAACCUCUUCUCGCUGGGUCAGGUGGCCCUGCUGAGGCACCCGGCAGUGAGACAGAAGUUCCGCAUCCCAGAACGCAUCACACAUCCACCUUCAGCCCUGCCUAAGAAUGAAGGUUUCUUUGAAACUAUCAAGAAAGGAUGGAAGAAUGCCCAGUUGGCUCAGCAGCUGGAAGAGAGAGAAAAGAGAAUUAAAGGACAUCUUGACAUGGCAGCCAAAGGUCCCCUGAGGCAGACUUUUACCCACAAUCCCCUGCAGCAGUCAGCAGCACCAAUGUCGACAGGAAAAACAAGUAGUCCUAAGCAAGAUGAUAAGAAAAGGCCCUGGGAAGAGACGAUAGGAUAAAAGCUACAUGGAGAAUUGUGCGCU
This is a messenger RNA of Xyrauchen texanus (razorback sucker), 1445 nucleotides long. RefSeq names its product OXA1L mitochondrial inner membrane protein (gene oxa1l). The coding region runs from base 9 to 1421 and encodes 470 amino acids. Gene Ontology annotation, cellular component: mitochondrial inner membrane. The transcript is spliced from 10 exons. Gene Ontology annotation, molecular function: membrane insertase activity. NCBI's taxonomy places the organism in Eukaryota, Metazoa, Chordata, Actinopteri, Cypriniformes, Catostomidae. The record is from RefSeq and is a predicted model, not a curated record. Gene Ontology annotation, biological process: mitochondrial respiratory chain complex IV assembly; protein insertion into mitochondrial inner membrane from matrix.